CAGAGUUCGCCAUUGUGGUUCUUCCAUGGAAGAGAACAGUAAUUACACCACUGAUGGCGACGGUGGCUCAACAGAAACUCCGCCAACGCCAACGGAAGGUAUGACCACCGUAUCUCAUCACUAUUUCGGAGAUUCAAAUGGCUCCGACGAUGCCGUAUCCAUCACAAUCGUCGAGAGCAUGAAAGAAGACUACGGCUUGUUCGUGUGGCCAUGUAGUGUUAUUCUAGCGGAGUACGUAUGGCAACAAAGAUCUCGAUUUACUGGAAUUCGCGUGAUUGAGCUUGGAGCUGGAACAUCACUUCCUGGCUUGAUUGCUGCAAAAGUAGGUGCACAAGUCAUUCUUACCGAUGACUCCAACAAACUAGAGGUUUUGGACAACAUGAGAAGAGUCUGUGAGCUUAAUAAUGUCAAGUGUGAGGUAAUGGGGCUUACAUGGGGUGUAUGGGAUGAAUCCAUCUUCAGUUUGCAACCACAAGUAAUCCUUGGAGCUGAUGUGUUGUAUGACUCAAGUGCCUUUGACAACCUCUUUGCAACUGUGAAAUUCCUUCUGGAGAAUUCACCUGGAUCAGUUUUUAUUUCAAGUUAUCACAAUAGAAGUGGGCAUCACCUUAUUGAGUUCUUGAUGGUGAAAUGGCAAUUGAAAUGUGUGAAGCUUCUGGAUGGAUUUUCGUUUCUUCCUUCUUGGAAGGCUUCUGGUUUAAGUGGCAACAUUCAAUUGGUAGAAAUUCGAGACGAAGGCGACCUGUUUGUUGUGGUCAUGCACCAAUAUGAAGACACGGAACACACACCGUUUAAACACGUUAAAGUUUGGCGAAAAUUAAGUGAGUCCCCAAAAUUUAGUCAUUAAAAAUAAGGGUUAAAAACUAGUUUAAGUUUUUUGUGGUUGCAUUUUUUUUUUAUUAUUAUUAUCUUUUUUAUUUUAUUUUGUGUGUUAUAAAUUAAUGUAAUGUUUGUUUCAUUGAAUAAAAAAC
Molecule: messenger RNA, 971 nt
Organism: Lactuca saligna
Lineage: Eukaryota; Viridiplantae; Streptophyta; Magnoliopsida; Asterales; Asteraceae
Source: the annotation of a GenBank genome assembly